AUGAUACAGGCAUCAGUUCUAUCACGACAAAAUGCCAUUCCUGGAGAGACGUUGUCCCGUGCUUCAUCUAGUAUGAGAUAUGCUGAUGCGAUUCAAGAUGGGAUCAUCGGCACGGGGAAACACAAGACGGCAUUGUUUAUGAAGAAGCGGGAUUAUGCCAUUCUCUUCCGGCCGACACAGGGCAGUCCCGAAUUCGGGCUUGCCCGUGCUCGACAGCAUGUUGGGAAGCAAACGGAAAGCGAGGGAGGGUGGUUAGUCCAAGCGGUGAGGUCACGGUUUUCCCAUAGGUACGGUUCCAGAAAGGCGUCCAAGGUCCUGAAACGGGUGCCGGGCCGCUCACUUUCCAGAAGAAAAGCAGUGGUCGGAACCGCUCGAAUCGUUCGGUUCCUUUACCUUGAGGAACCUGGGAAGUUUGGCGCUUCAGCCGAGAGCCAGCCCCAGGUAUCUAUCUCAUCCAAUGUCUCGCGUGUUUUAUACGCAGUAAGGAUGUCGUCGAUUCCUUUUGGACUGAAGAUGAGGGAUGUUCAGACACUGAGACGGCAAGACCCCCCCUGCCGGAUGUACCGUUUUGCAUCUGGCGGAUUCGGCGGCUCCGAUGUUUGUUCGACGACGACGCUUGAAGCAUUUUUCCUUCCCCUUUUCGCGGAAACUGGUGCACCGCCACCGGAAGACUUUAGAAGCGAAGCCUUUGCGGGUGGCCCCCACGAAAUGACGUCUUUCAGUACUGGCGGGCGUGAUCUAAGGCUUCUUCUACCCAAACAUGCCUUCGCCAUGAGAACCAUGCGUCUGCUCUCCAAUGGAAAUAAUCCGCUGAUGGAGACCGAGUGCCAAACCUAUAUCCUCAAUUUUGCUGCUCCAAUGGGCACCAGUCUCCGCACACAGAUGGAUGGUUUAGGGAGCCCGUCGGAAAGCAAGGCCAAGUGGGUGACAAAAUCGAUUUGCGCGCGACACAUCCGACAAGCAGGUUACAGCCAAGGCUUUCUUACGAUCACGAAGUCAAGAGGCAAAAAGGAAUGGGAGAAGAGGCCUGCAAGUGAGCGACAAAAUCGAUUUCCUGCUAUUCAUCUUGAUAACCUUCCAUAUCCAUACCAUCGACUUGCGGGGCACCCUGUAACCCCGAGCUUCAUGUCUUGUUUCUUCCCGUCUGCGGAUACAAACGCUAGUCUGGCCCGGCCACCAAUAAACCAGCCCCAGGACUGCGUACCCAGCCAAGAAAUCACCUCAUUUAGAGUUGGCCGGCACGAGGGAGCGCCAAAUUCAAACUUGCACGCAGUAACAGGAUCGGAACACCCAGCCGUGUUGGACUCCAAGGCUGAGGUAAGGGCACUCGAGCACGUUGCACCCUCCCACCGACUGUCGCUGGAUUGGUUCCCGCUCCCUCCCUCCUCUUCAGCCCAAGAAGAAGGCGAUGAAAUACGUGGCCUGUCACCUCACAUGUCAUCAUACUUCUGGCCCCUUCACCCUGUAGAAAGCAAGCACAUGCUACACGUCCUCGAGGGUGGCCAAUCCGGUGCUUUGCUUAUCCACCCCCUGGGCGGGCUGUAG
Messenger RNA from Colletotrichum lupini, 1545 nucleotides. RefSeq lists its product as uncharacterized. The record is from RefSeq and is a predicted model, not a curated record. The transcript is spliced from 12 exons. The coding region runs from base 1 to 1545 and encodes 514 amino acids. NCBI's taxonomy places the organism in Eukaryota, Fungi, Ascomycota, Sordariomycetes, Glomerellales, Glomerellaceae.